CCGGGGGAACGUUGCGCCUCUCGCUCGCUCGCUGCCGGAGCCGGGGACGAUGCAGGCGGAGUCGGGGAUCGUGGCGGACUUCGAGGUCGGCGAGGAGUUUCACGAGGAGCCCAAGACCUACUAUGAGCUGAAGAGCCAGCCCCUGAAAAGCAGCAGUUCCGAGCAUCCUGGAGCUUCCAAGCCUCCCCUAAGCUCCUCCAGUAUGACAUCACGGAUUUUGUUACGACAGCAGCUCAUGCGUGAGCAGAUGCAGGAGCAAGAGCGUCGAGAGCAGCAACAGAAGCAGCAAGCAGCCCAGUUCAUGCAGCAGAGAGUACCGCUCAGUCAGACACCAGCCAUCAACGUCAGCGUCCCCUCUAACCUGCCCCCUCCUACCCAGGUGCCAAUGGAAGUCCUCAAGGUGCAGACUCACCUUGAAAAUCCAACCAAGUACCACAUUCAGCAAGCCCAACGGCAGCAGGUAAAGCAGUACCUUUCUACCACUCUAGCAAAUAAACAUACCAACCAAGCUCUGAGCUUGCCCUGUCCAAACCAGCCUGGUGAUCAUGUCAUGCCACCUGGAACUGGAAGCAGCGCACCGAACAGUCCAAUGGCUAUGCUUACACUUAACUCCAACUGUGAAAAAGAGGGAUUUUAUAAAUUUGAAGAGCAAAGCAGGGUGGAGAGCGAGUGCCCGGCUCUGAACACACACACGCGAGCGUCAUGCAUGCAGAUGGAUGAUGUAAUUGACGACAUAAUUAGCUUGGAAUCAAGUUAUAAUGAAGAAAUCCUUGGACUGAUGGAUCCUGCCAUGCAAAUGGCAAAUACGUUACCCGUAUCUGGCAAUUUGAUUGACCUUUAUGGCAACCAAGGCAUGCCUCCUUCAGGGCUGAACAUCAGCAACUCGUGUCCAGCUAAUCUUCCCAAUAUAAAAAGGGAGCUCACAGCGUGUAUUUUUCCUACAGAGUCAGAAGCAAGGGCGAUGGCUAAAGAGAGGCAGAAGAAAGACAAUCACAACUUAAUUGAACGAAGGAGAAGAUUUAAUAUUAACGAUCGCAUUAAAGAAUUAGGCACAUUGAUACCAAAAUCAAAUGACCCGGACAUGCGCUGGAAUAAGGGCACUAUUUUAAAAGCGUCAGUGGACUAUAUCCGCAAACUGCAGCGAGAACAACAACGCACAAAAGAACUUGAGAACAGGCAGAAGAAACUAGAACAUGCCAACAGACAUCUACUGCUCAGAAUACAGGAACUUGAGAUGCAGGCUCGAGCACACGGACUUUCCCUUGUCCCAUCUACAGGCCUUUGCUCACCAGAUGUGGUAAACCGGGUCAUCAAGCAAGAACCGGUCAUUGACAACUGCAACCAAGACGUAUUGCAGCACCGCUCAGAUUUAUCUUGCACGACUACCCUCGAUCUUACUGAUGGUACCAUAACUUUCAAUGAUAACCUAGGAACCUACAGUGUCCCCACAAAAGUGGGAUCCAAACUGGAAGAUAUUUUGAUGGACGAUACUCUCUCCCCUGUAGGAGUUACUGACCCACUCCUUUCCUCAGUGUCUCCUGGAGCUUCAAAAACAAGUAGCAGAAGAAGCAGCAUGAGCAUGGAAGAUACUGAUCAUGCUUGUUAGCAGAUAAUUGGCAUGGCCUCUCAUAAACUGCUUCAUUUCUUAAUCAGUAGAUUAAAUAAUUUACAUUUUUAGGUUUUUUGAUUUUCUUUUAAUAUUAAUCUACUUGUGCUUCAUCAAUAGCCCAGUAUAUAUAUUAUAUAUAUAUUUUUGAAUUUUGUGAAAAGACUUGUAUAUUCUAUUUUAAAAGUACCAAUGCCUCCAAAAUAUUGUACAACCUAUGUACAGUAUUUGUGAACUGGAUUCGCUAAGAACUUUGAACUGGUCAAAUCUACUCAAAGCAAUAGAAUUACAAAUCAAAACAACAGUCUGUUUCUAUUCAGGGGAAACUAACAAGUUAUUUACUUGGAAACUAAAUG
This is a messenger RNA of Emys orbicularis (European pond turtle), 1962 nucleotides long. RefSeq names its product melanocyte inducing transcription factor (gene MITF). The coding region runs from base 50 to 1606 and encodes 518 amino acids. The record is from RefSeq and is a predicted model, not a curated record. Gene Ontology annotation, molecular function: RNA polymerase II cis-regulatory region sequence-specific DNA binding; DNA-binding transcription factor activity, RNA polymerase II-specific; protein dimerization activity. The transcript is spliced from 10 exons. Gene Ontology annotation, cellular component: nucleus. Gene Ontology annotation, biological process: regulation of transcription by RNA polymerase II; melanocyte differentiation. NCBI's taxonomy places the organism in Eukaryota, Metazoa, Chordata, Testudines, Emydidae.